This is a messenger RNA of Apaloderma vittatum (bar-tailed trogon), 1096 nucleotides long. It is a transcript of the gene PLD5, whose product is annotated as phospholipase D family, member 5. Bases 77 to 1096 code for a protein of 339 amino acids. Gene Ontology annotation, molecular function: catalytic activity. The transcript is spliced from 7 exons. The record is from RefSeq and is a predicted model, not a curated record. Lineage: Eukaryota; Metazoa; Chordata; Aves; Trogoniformes; Trogonidae.
UCAGCGUCUUUUUGAAAAAUUGCUUGAACUGGCAUCCCGCAAUAUUGAGAUAAAACUGGUGAGCGAUAUACUGCCCAUGGAAUCAAAGGUAUUAAACGACUUGAAAACAAAGGGUGCUGAAGUGUUGUAUAUGAAUAUGUCAGCAUAUAACGAAGGUCGGCUUCAGUCAUCUUUCUGGAUUGUUGAUAAACAGCACGUGUACAUCGGAAGUGCCAGCUUGGACUGGAGAUCGUUGGGACAGAUGAAAGAACUUGGUGUCAUUGUGUACAACUGUAGCUGCCUGGUCCUGGAUUUACAAAGGAUAUUUGCCCUGUACAGCUCAUUAAGAUACAAGAAUAAAAUACCUCCAAGUUGGUCUAAGAGACUAUAUGGAGUGUACGAUACUCAAAAUAAACUGACACUGCAGCUGAAUGAGACCAAAUCAGAAGCUUUUGUGUCGAAUUCACCUAAACUCUUCUGCCCAAAGGACAGAGUCCUGGAUAUUGAAGCUAUAUACAGUGUUAUCGAUGAUGCGAAACAGUUUGUAUACAUAGCUGUCAUGGACUACUUGCCGAUCGUCAUUGACACCAAUGCUAAACGGUACUGGCCGUAUUUAGAUGGGAAGAUAAGAGAAGCCUUAGUUUUACGAAGUAUUAAAGUACGACUUCUCAUAAGUUUCUCAAGAGACACAGAUCCCCUUACUUUUAACUUUGUUUCAUCUCUGAAAGCUAUUUGCACUGAAGUUCCAACCUGUAGUUUGAAAGUUAAAUUCUUUGACCUUGAGGAAGAGAGUGCAUGCUUUCUUAAAGAACAGAAGAACACUUCCCUUCCCAAACUAAAUCGUAACAAAUAUAUGGUUACUGAUGGAGCUGCGUACAUUGGUAAUUUUGAUUGGGUAGGAAAUGCUUUUACGCAGAAUGCUGGAGCUGGCCUUGUUAUCAACCAAGCAGACGCGGGGAACAGCACAAGCAUCAUUAAGCAACUCAAGGCUGUUUUUGAAAGGGACUGGUAUUCACAUUAUGCCAAAAGUUUACAACCAACAAAAAUCCCAAACUGCUUUAAUCAUAAACUUAAUAAAGCAACAUCAAAUAAGACUGCCAUGAGCAAUAUGAAUUAG